Molecule: messenger RNA, 1150 nt
Organism: Salarias fasciatus (jewelled blenny)
Lineage: Eukaryota; Metazoa; Chordata; Actinopteri; Blenniiformes; Blenniidae
Exons: 6
Coding region: 11-847 (278 amino acids)
Biological process (GO): response to bacterium
Source: RefSeq, a predicted model, not a curated record
UUCUCAGAAAAUGUUUGUCAUAUUUGGUUUUCUGUUGAUGAUCGCAGUGGGCUGCUGCACAAAUGAUCAAAACCUUGAGAUAAAGACUGUUGCCGCUCAACAAAACAUGACUUUGACGUGUCCUCGUACAUUUGGACACAAAGAAGUAUUCUUUUGGAUCAGAAUCGUUUCUGGUCACCAGCCGGAAUUCUUAGGAGGAACAUUUGGCUUUGAUUACAAUAAAGGAGUGAAUCAGACUCCUUAUUUUACAACCAAACAAGAACAUGGAACUUUUAUUCUGUACAUUAAUCAAACUCAGAUCAGUGACACUGGACUUUACUACUGCAUCCGAACUCAGUCCCUUAAAAUGGCCUUCAGGAGACGAGUGUUUCUCAAGGUUGAAGGACCACAAUCUGCCAUCUCUAACAUCAUUCCAGCCCGUCCAUCAGACGACGUUCUUCCAGGAGAAUCUGUAUGUUUCAACAAUUUCUUUAGGAAGGUCACUGUCUCUGAUGACGGCACUUAUUACUGUGCUGUGGCUGCAUGUGGAGAGGUCAUGUUUGGAAAUGGAGCGAAAGUGGAAGAUUCCAACACAAGAGCUUUGAAUAAUACAGAAAUAGCUCUCUGCAUUCUCUGUGUUGCUUUGGCUGCAAGUUUGACUGUUUCAGUCUGUCUCAUUUGGAACAUCAAGAAGAAGAACAGUGACAGCGGUGCUGAAACAACCAGCAGUGAUCAACAGAGAGAUGAAACUUCAUUGACCUAUUCUGCACCAACAUUCAGCAAGAGAAAAAUCACCAAAGAAGAAAGAGGAAACACACCCUCACCUCGGAAAGAGACGAUCUACAGUGAUGUGCGUUUUCACCACUAAAGAAUAAUUUACACUCUUCAUCUGUUAAAGGGCAGCAAGGUUUUUGUUUGUUUUUUUGUUUAGUUUUUUUACUGAUGACACCAGCUUACAUGCAUGUAUGUACAUAAAGUGAAAAUAAUAAUAAUAACUUACAGUGUCUCACGUUCCUGUAAUCAAGCAGUAAAAUCAAGAGUUUCUUGUAUGAUUAGGAGAUUUCUUUCUUUUAUGAAGACUCAUACUUAAAUAUAUCAAUGCACAUGUAAUUAACUUGUACUCUUUUAAAAAGUUACCAAAAUAAAGAAGGAAACAUGCCCUCGACUCAUA